AUGUCUUCCUACAACUCCUUCGGCGCUGCAGCUCCCGCAGCUCAGCCCAACUACGAGACAGUCUCCCUCGUCUGCGCUGCCUACAUGAACCACCUCUUCGGCUCAGCGCGCUACCCCUACCCAUGCCCCCGUUCUGCCUGGCAGCCUCACCUCCCCUCCUAUAUCAAAACAGCCCUCAUCUCCUCCCAACUCGACGUCUCCGUCGUCUACCACGCCAUGACCCUCCUCGGGCAGUACAAAGUAGCCCUGCCCGAAAGCGUCGCAUACUACGACGAUGCCUACCGCCUCUUCAUGUCCGCGUACAUCGUGGCAGCGAAGGUCUCGUGCGACACCCCGCACGAGCUCCGAUUCUGGCGCCUCGUCGGGCGGGGCAAGUUCACGUCGGAGGAGUUGGUGAAGAUGGAGCUCGAGUUCUGCCGCGUGCUGAAGUGGGACGUGCAGAUCCAGGCGACGGCGUUCACGUCGUUCAAGGGCAUCGUGGAGAGCUACGAGGGGGUGACGUUUGUGCGGGGAAGUGCUGGAGUCAUCCAAGUGCCCCGCUUCCCGCAGUUCGACGAGCCGCCCCCACGUUACGAGUAUUCCUGGAGGGACGUGAGGAUGCUCGUGCUUCAAUCGGAGGACGACGAGUUGCCUCCGGUGGUGUCGCUGUCGGGCAUGGAAUCGCGCUCCUCCCGAUCACGAGUAGAGCGUGCUGCUCCCCCACCCACAUCCGACGCUGUCCGCACGAAGCCCUCGCUUCGGCGUCGAGUACUUAGCGCCAUUCUUAUCCGGCCUCGCAGCGCAUGA
Messenger RNA from Cyclocybe aegerita, 786 nucleotides. The record is from the annotation of a GenBank genome assembly. NCBI's taxonomy places the organism in Eukaryota, Fungi, Basidiomycota, Agaricomycetes, Agaricales, Hemipholiotaceae.